Molecule: messenger RNA, 156 nt
Organism: Seminavis robusta
Lineage: Eukaryota; Bacillariophyta; Bacillariophyceae; Naviculales; Naviculaceae
Source: the annotation of a GenBank genome assembly
GGCAAUGCUUCAAGCAGCUCUAUUGCCGGUGACAGCAAGGCUUCUCGUCGCAGCACUGGAACUCGUGGUACCAAAGCUCGAGAAGAGAAACGCAAGGUUGGAGGUAGUGGUGGAGCUGAAGCUGGUGGAGAUGAGUAUGCAAAGAAGACCCUCUGA